CAACUACAUCAGCACCUGACUCAUCUCGACUUACUUCACUGGAUUCCCUGAACCAAACUCCGACUUUAUAAACACACACCUGAUUCUCUACGUCCAUAGGUCCCCACCAACAAAAUUUCUCGCCUAUUCGCUAGAGCACUAAAAGAGAUGGCACGAGGCGGCCGCGGCGGCGGCUCUCGCAAUCCUGCAAACCAACCUCGCGAAGUCCAGGUUUCCCGAAAGGUCAGCUGGCUGCUGCGCCAUGGCGCGAGUUCAGAAGGCCUGAAGCUAGGCAAAGGCGGCUACGUCAGCGUGGCCGACGCACUCAAUACGCGAGCCCUGAAGAGUCUGAAGAUCACAUUCGAGGAAUUGAAAGAAGUGGUUGCCAAAAACGAUAAGCAGCGGUUCUCCAUGAUCCUUGCUUCUUCGCAGGAUAAGAUUGAAUCGGCGGACGGCGCGAACCCAGCACAAGAAGCCGAAGCCCAGGAAGCAGCGAAGGGGAGUGAUGAUCCAAACGACUACCUCAUCCGCGCAAACCAAGGCCAUUCAAUCAAAGUCGACACCGAAGGUCUGCUUACGCCCAUCACGCUUGCGGCUAACAACGUGCCUGCCACAGUCGUCCACGGCACCGAUGAGCGCGCUUGGGAUUUGAUUCUGAAAGGUGGCGGCUUGAGACGGAUGACCAGAAACCACAUUCACUUCGCAUCGGGCUUGCCUGCAGGAUUCAAGCCCCUUUCAUCAUCGGUCGAAUCCGCAGAUGGUCAAGAGAAGGAUGCCGCACCUGUGAUCUCGGGAAUGCGCAUGUCCUCUACGAUUCUGGUUUACAUCGACAUCAACGCCGCGCUGGAAGCGGGUAUCAAGUUCUUCGUCUCUGAGAACGGCGUCAUUCUCACAGAGGGCAAUGAGCAGGGCGUGCUACCGUCUGAGUUUUUCUCAAGAGUUGAGAGCCGCAAGAAGGAUGGUGGCGUGUUGAUGAGCGGUGGCAAGCUGCCUGAAGGCGUGGUCGUUGAUGUCGAAGAGUGGGAGAAGGAGAUGCGCAAUAUUGGCGGGAAACGGGGCGGGAGAGGGGGAAGGGGUGGACGAGGCGGUGGGAGAGGUGGUGGGAAGGCAAGGGCGAAUGAUGAUUCGAGGGAUCUGAUAGCUGAUGUGGAGUAG
Messenger RNA from Macroventuria anomochaeta, 1134 nucleotides. RefSeq names its product RNA 2'-phosphotransferase. The transcript has a single exon. Lineage: Eukaryota; Fungi; Ascomycota; Dothideomycetes; Pleosporales; Didymellaceae. Gene Ontology annotation, biological process: tRNA splicing, via endonucleolytic cleavage and ligation. Gene Ontology annotation, molecular function: tRNA 2'-phosphotransferase activity. The record is from RefSeq and is a predicted model, not a curated record. Bases 148 to 1134 code for a protein of 328 amino acids.